Vigna unguiculata (cowpea) is the source of this 1784-nucleotide messenger RNA. Its product is annotated as ADP/ATP translocase 1, mitochondrial-like. NCBI's taxonomy places the organism in Eukaryota, Viridiplantae, Streptophyta, Magnoliopsida, Fabales, Fabaceae. Gene Ontology annotation, cellular component: mitochondrial inner membrane. Gene Ontology annotation, molecular function: ATP:ADP antiporter activity. The record is from RefSeq and is a predicted model, not a curated record. Gene Ontology annotation, biological process: mitochondrial ATP transmembrane transport; mitochondrial ADP transmembrane transport.
UCCACUAGCCAUGAGUAGAGCACACAACAAUAUUCCCAAGAUUCCCUUUCUUGAAUCUUGCUCUAGAUACCACUCUGUUGGGCCUCUGUUUUCAACCCACGUGCAAGCCCACUUGCCACUAUCACAAACUCUUUCUCUCACGCCAAAAGAUGAAAAUAUCUUUUCUGCAGGUGCCUUCUUUAAGCUUCCCGCACUCACCGAGCCUCUGCUACCACCACAGCUGCUUCUCCUACUACUGCGUCAGCUACGUUCCUUCUCCACCUCUUUUACUGUAAGCCACGUACGUUUCUGCUCACAGGUUACUCAUCCACACCUUUUCCUCCUUGCAGGACACACACCUGCUCUGUAAUCAUAGAGAAUGAAAGAAGAAAAAACCCUUUUACAAUUAGAGAGAAGAAAAACAUCAUCAUGGUUGAUCAGGUUCAGCACCCUAGAGUGAUGGAGAAGGUUGCAUGUCAGCUCCAUCUUCGCACUGGUCUUCCACUGUACCAGCAGAGGCGAUCUUUCCAGAACUACUCCAAUGCUGCUCUCUCAUUCCAGAAACACUCCAAUGCAGCAUUUCAGUAUCCAAUGGCACCACAAUGCAGAGGCGCAAUCGAUCUCUCUGCCGUUGCACCAUUCUCACCUGUGUUCGUUGCAGCUCCUGCUGAAAAGGGAAACUUCCUCAUCGACUUUCUCAUGGGUGGAGUUUCCGCUGCCGUCUCCAAAACCGCCGCUGCCCCCAUUGAACGCGUCAAGCUCUUGAUCCAGAACCAGGAUGAGAUGAUCAAAGCCGGUAGACUCUCUGAACCCUAUAAAGGUAUCGGUGACUGCUUCAAGAGGACAAUCAAUGAAGAAGGCUUCGGUUCCCUAUGGAGAGGUAACACCGCAAAUGUCAUCCGUUAUUUCCCUACCCAGGCACUGAACUUUGCAUUCAAGGACUACUUCAAGAGGCUUUUCAACUUCAAGAAGGACAAGGAUGGAUACUGGAAAUGGUUUGCUGGUAACUUGGCCUCAGGAGGUGCUGCUGGUGCCUCAUCCCUGCUUUUUGUCUACUCUCUUGACUACGCUCGUACCCGUCUCGCAAACGAUGCCAAGGCUGCAAAGAAGGGUGGAGAAAGACAAUUCAAUGGCCUCGUUGAUGUUUACAAGAAGACACUAGCUUCUGAUGGCGUUGCCGGUCUCUACCGUGGCUUCAACAUUUCCUGCGUCGGAAUCAUCGUCUAUCGCGGCCUCUACUUCGGAAUGUACGAUUCCCUCAAACCGGUUCUCUUAACCGGCUCUCUCCAGGAUAGCUUUUUCGCUAGCUUUGCUCUAGGAUGGUUAAUCACCAAUGGUGCUGGUUUAGCUUCGUACCCAAUUGAUACAGUGAGGAGAAGGAUGAUGAUGACAUCUGGGGAAGCUGUGAAGUACAAGAGCUCCAUGCAUGCAUUCACACAGAUCCUUCAGAACGAGGGUGCCAAGUCCUUGUUCAAGGGUGCAGGUGCCAACAUUCUUCGUGCUGUUGCUGGUGCUGGUGUGCUUGCUGGUUAUGACAAGUUGCAGGUCAUUGUCUUUGGCAAGAAGUAUGGCUCUGGUGGAGCUUGAUUUCUUCACCACUGAUUUUGAUUUAGAUUAGAUGAUCAUGAAAAUCAUUGAGCCUGUGCUUUGCUCAAUGCAGUUUUGUCCCAAUUUCCCAGUUUGUUUUUUUUUUUUUUAAUUUUGAUCGAAGUUUGAUCUUGUUUUUUGUUUAUUUAUUUUACUUCUGAGUGACACUGUCACUUUCAAUUCUAUUAAAUACUGCUAAAUGUUUUGUUUCAGAGAGU